AAAGGGGCUUCUAUUGUGAAAGAAUAGGUACAACAAGGACAGCUAGCUAGCUAGCUCGACUGCCAAUUCCAGCUGGCAACCAUUCUUGUCCCACCCUUGUCACUAUGGCUACUCGUAAGAUCGAGGAGAACUUCGAGGUUCUUCGAGAAGAACUGAGAACAGACCACAACUUGAACAGAGUAAAGCAUUAUGCUGAAGUUGCCCCCAAAAAGCUUCCUUCUGCUGCGAAGCAAUAUUUCCUUGACAAGCUCCCAAUCGUCCAGUGGCUCCCACGAUAUUCUCCAUCAUGGCUCGCCUCAGAUUUCAUGGCUGGCUUGACGAUUGGAGUGAUGCUCAUUCCUCAGGGCCUGUCUUACGCCAAGAUUGCGACGAUACCUAUUGAACACGGACUUUACAGUAGUUGGGUACCAGCUGCUGUCGCCGUGUUCCUAGGAACCUCAAAGGACUUAUCCACCGGACCGACUUCGCUCAUGGGCCUUCUGACCGCGGAAAUCGUGGCGGAUUUGAAGGCUGAAUAUUCACCCGCUGAUAUCGCUGCCGCAGUUGCCUUUAUGGUCGGUGUUUAUGGACUCGUUAUCGGUUUACUCGGCCUCGGAUUUCUCCUAGAUUACAUCUCAAUUCCCAUCUUGAUUGGAUUCAUCUCAGCCACAGCCCUCACAAUCGGUUUCGGACAAGUCGGGGGGCUUGUAGGACUUGACAAUACCCCCUCUACCGUCUUCGCUAUAAUCGGAGAUGUACUAAGACGGCUCCCAAAAUGGGACGGACCAACUUCCGGCGUCGGUUUCGGUACCGUAGUAAUCCUGUACCUUCUCGAAAAGGUAGGGAAGAAAUGGGGCAAGAAGCACUUCGUGAUCCAAUACAUCUCGAGCAGCCGAGCCAUCAUCGUUCUAAUCAUUUUCACUCUUAUAUCCUAUCUUGUCAACAAGGAUAGGGAUGAGCUCCUCUGGGCGAUCAGCAAGGUCAACACGAACGGCAUUGCUCAGCCAAAGACUCACGAUAACGCUCUAAUUUCAAAGGUAGCUGCUAGGGCUAUAGCGCCGUUCAUUGCAGCUUCAUUGGAGCACCAAGCUGUGGCCAAAGCCUUUGGUAGGAAGAACCAUUACACCGUCGACCAGACACAAGAGUUCAACUACCUCGGCGUCACAAACCUGGUCAACAGCUUCUUUGGCUCCAUGCCCGUUGGAGGAGCGAUGUCUCGGACUGCGGUCAAUUCUGAAUGCGGCGUCCGUAGCCCCCUUAAUGGAGUGGUCACCGCCGCUUGGAUUCUGUUGACAAUCUACUUCUUUUCCCCAGCGCUCUAUUGGCUUCCCAAGGCUACACUCUCAGCCAUCAUCAUCAUGGCUGUCAUUCAUCUAUUUGGUCCAUUCUCUGCCAUCUACAAGAUCUACAGAGUCUCACUCGCCGAUUAUAUUGCCUUCAACGUAGCAUUUUUUGUUACCAUCUUCGUAGGUUCAGAGUACGGCAUCGGAUCAGCAGCUGGUUGGGCUGUCGUCUGGACCUUGCUCCGCUCAGCAUUCGUGAAAUCUCGCAUCUCAGUCCAAAGCGGCCCGGGGGGGCGCAUUAACGAACCUCAUUCCCUUCCACGUGUAAGUGGUGCGGGUUCUGAGGAUGUGGCUGUGAACAUCCCGGAGGAUACCGUCGUCGUCUCUUUCCAAGACUCUUUAUUCUACCCUAACGCCCAGCGCAAUAAGACUCAAAUUCUCGAGUCUAUUCAGCUAGUCUACCCGUCAGUGCAGAACCCCCAUUAUAGUGCUGACUCUGCGCGCUCGUGGAGCGUGGCUGGGGAGCGAAGGCUUGCGCGACUUCGAAAAGAGCGCAAUGUUGUAUUGAAGGAUAUGCCGUUGUCAAUCGUCGUCUUAGACUUCACGAUGGUACCUUUCAUUGACAUGACAGGUGUGACGGCUCUUGCGGAGCUAAAGGACGAUAUCCACAGGCAACUUGGCAAUUUUGUUGAGAUUCGCAUGGUAAACAUGGGUGCAGGCAUCAUUAAGCGAUUCGAACGUGCCAAAUGGCCACUAGCAGAUGUGGACGGUCCCCAGACCGAAGGCGCUGAUAUCAUCUUUCCAUCGCUUGGCAGAGCGAUUUGGGACGAUCGGGAGAAUCUGAAGGGAUCGCUUAAUGGCGUUGUUAGUGAGAAGCUCUGCUGAGAUGAUGGCGUUACGUGUUCGGUAUCGAGAAAGAAUGGGCUGAUUGAAUAGGAUAAGUAA
Messenger RNA from Xylaria bambusicola, 2207 nucleotides. Its product is annotated as sulfate permease. Gene Ontology annotation, cellular component: membrane. The coding region runs from base 105 to 2147 and encodes 680 amino acids. Gene Ontology annotation, molecular function: sulfate transmembrane transporter activity. NCBI's taxonomy places the organism in Eukaryota, Fungi, Ascomycota, Sordariomycetes, Xylariales, Xylariaceae. The record is from RefSeq and is a predicted model, not a curated record. The transcript has 5 exons. Gene Ontology annotation, biological process: transmembrane transport.